AUGGCACAAAGUCUUGCUCAACUUCAUCCAAAACAAAGGUGUGAUACUGAAGUUGUAACACAGACUCAAAGUUUGACUAUCGUAAAACAACUAUUAAAGACUAGUUUAAGUUCGAUCACUUACUUAAGAGGUUUAUUCCCAGAAGAUAAUUAUGAAGAUUACCAAGUUGGGAGUCUUAUUCUAAAACAUCUUAAGAGAGAUUAUAGUCAAGAAGCAAAUUCGUUAUUGGAUUGGCUGGAAGCUGGCAUUUUUGAUGCCUUAGAUCAUCAACAUCUUCGUGCUAUCAUCUUUGGUAUCUUUCUUGAUCCAAAAGAACCAAAUAAACUUGUGGAGUGUUACACUUUUAAAGUAUCUUAUCCUAAUGGCGAGCCUUUACUACGAAUCGAAAACAAUAAUGGUGAAUUAUUGACAACCGCUGGUGGUGGUCGUGACGUCACGGCUGCUACUGUUGGUGAAAUAAAAAAAUCCACCCAACAAUUAUUAAGAAGAUUAAUUCUAUUAACUCAAACAUUAAAGCCAUUACCAGACAAUCGUUAUAUAGUUAUCAAACUUCACUAUUACGAAAACGUAACUCCGGCUGAUUAUGAGCCUCCAUUUUUUCGUGCUAGUAAUCUUGCUGAAGAAGGUCUUAUAUUCAACUCUCGACCUGAAAAAAUACCUGUCGGUGAGGUUGACACGGCGUAUCACGGCAUAAAUUUAUCAAUUCAAACAAUAUCCGAUGUUCUUGAUAUUGAAGAUAUUGGAAAUGAUUCUGUUACUGAUAAAAUGUUGGUUGAAUCGAAUAAUACAAUAAAGGAUAACGAGAAAUCUUGGAAUGCUGAAGAUGACUCUGACUCUGAAAAUGGUCCAAAAGCAACCAGGAUUGACAUUCCUCCAUUGAAUCGAGAUCAAUAUAAUGACAGAUCCGACAGACGAGAAAUGUCUGUAGUAUCAAAUGUUCCGGCUUUGACGUCUAGGUCAAUGUCCAGAGAUAGGCGAGAAAUAUCAGUAGUAUCAAAUGUUCCAGCUUUAACAUCUAGGGUAACUAGGUCAAUGUCCAAAAGUAUUACUACUACGAAAGCUUAUAAUAACGAUGACAGCACUAAUCGUUCGAAUCGAGUAUCUAUGUCGCGCAACAGCGUAUCAAGAAAUGAAAGUACAACACAACCUAUUGACCACUUGCGUUCGGACAAUGUGGAUAGAAAUCGCCGUUCAACAUCUGUUGCUUCAAAGUCGUCACAACUAAAGACUUAUUCUACUCAACGACGCAGUCAUUCGUCUACUUUUGAUCCGCCUCAGGAUGUAUUCGAUGUACCUGUAAAUUCACAAAAUUCUCCUGUAAUUAUUGAAGAUGACGAAUCUUCUAAUGAAAGUAUGGAUAAUACGCAUAAUUAUAAAUGUGAUUGCGGUGUAAAUACUCGUGACGGAGAAAUGAUUAAUUGCGUUAAAUGUGAUACAUGGGGCCAUGUUCCUUGUUACGGAUACAAAUCUCUCGAUGAUUCUCGCAUGUCAAAACAUCAUACCUGCUAUCAAUGCUUGCGAGAUGAAAAUAACAAUCUUUGGGAAUUAGAUGCUCUUAUAGAUUUGGCUUUGUUUCGACGUUCUUUAUGGAUUAUUUGGAAAGAAGGAAUUCCCUCAACAUGUCGACAAUUUGCUCAACGACUGGCAGGUGUAAAAUUAUCUUGUGCACGUCAGCUUCAAACCCGCCUGAAAACUGAAGGGUUUAUUGCUCCCCCUCCAAAGCCUUCUAAAAGGAAGGGAAAAGCUGUCAUUGGAAGUAGCUCUUCUAAUUCAAACAUUCCAUUUGAAGUAAUAAAAACCGAAGAGAAUAUACGUAAAAUGAACGAUUACUUUAAUCCUGAUAUUGGAGUGAUGCCAAUGUCUCCAGAAAAUAUUGACGUAGAAGAUGAUUUCCAUGAAGAAAAUCAGGACAUAUUACCACAAACUACGUCAGAAUUCAUUACAAAAGAAACCUUUCAGCCUACAUCAUCUCAAGAAUUUAUUCCAAUGGAUAUUUCUUUUGAAAAUUUAGCUCCGGAUUCACAAGUGACAACUAACUUAGAACCAGAGCAAAUCAAUGUGCCUGAGGACACAAUGUCUCAUAAUGAAUCUGAGAAAUCUGAUGACGGACGUAGAAAGCAUAAGUUAAAUGAUAGAAAUUCUGCAGAUGAAGAUUUAGAUGAUGAUGAGGCUCAAGGCCUCAAGAAAAGAAAAGUUUCUAUUAGUAUUGGACAUAUUGCCGUAUUAUAA
Cetraspora pellucida is the source of this 2229-nucleotide messenger RNA. Lineage: Eukaryota; Fungi; Glomeromycota; Glomeromycetes; Diversisporales; Gigasporaceae. The record is from the annotation of a GenBank genome assembly.